UUGCUGAGUUGAAGAUAGAUAAGGGUACCUUGCCUGGAUUUAAUGUAUUUAUAGACAAACGUUACAAGAAAUGCUUGUCACAACUUUGCAAGUGUGUUGACUGGGGCCAUGAAUGUGUGUAUAUCACAGUAUGAAUUCAAUCUUUUGUUGUUCGUUGUAAAUUUGAAUAAUUUGCAGUGAAUAUUAGACUAUAUGAUGCAACAAAGAGAACUGACCUAAUAAUCAUCAAAGACUAAGUACAUAUGGAUUUGAUAAGGAAAAUUGAGCAAAUAAUUGUACGUUAUAUACAAAUGGUAAAAACUAGGGCAAGUUGAUAAAUUAAUAGACCUUGUCCGAAUGUUUGGAAAACAGACAAAAAGGUUUGGUAAAAGGUUGGUGGAUAGUGUGAGAUCUGUUUAAGGAAUGAAUGUUUGGUGAAAAUUGGAUGGGAUCCUCUAAAAGAAGUGAAAAGUUUAAAACAUCAAAAGCAAUGUAUGAAACAAUGCAGGGAAUGGUGGAAGCAAGCAUGGUUUUUAGAACUCUAUGGAGAAAUGAAACAAACAAUGUUGGUAAAACUCCUUCAGGCAAAUUUAUUUUUUUUGACAUCUUUAAUUUAUUUUGCCCACUCUUUCUGCUUCUCUUUUAUUUACAUAAUACUGCUUUCAUAAAAAUGGAAGUGCUAGAUACAGCAUGCAUCUACGUAUCUAACACACUGUGCAAUGUAUCUUCAUUUGCUUCUGUCAUCUUUUCCUGAUCUUUGCCUUUUCUACAUCUUCACUAAGAUUCUGCUUUCUUCAUCUAAACCUGUACAAAAGUCCUAUGUGCCCAAACUUCGAAAAGGUGAUAUAAAGGAUAAAUUUGAAGCCAUGCAGAAAACAAGGGAAGAAAAAAAUCAGAGACGAACAAAAGAAGAAAAGCAAAGACGAAGAGAACAAUAUAUUAGAGAGAAAGAAUGGAACAGGCGAAAGCAGGAGAUGAAAGAACUUCUUGCUUCUGAUGAUGAUGAAGAAAACUCUUCUAAAGUAGAGAAAGCCUAUGUUCCAAAACUUAUAGGAACUGUGAAAGGAAAGUUUGCAGAAAUGGAAAAGCAGAGGCAAGAAGAAGAAAAGAAAAGGAUGGAAGAGGAGAGACAACGAAGAAUUGAACAAGAUUCAAUAGAAAAAAGAAAAAUUCAGAGGGAACUGGCCAAAAAAGCUCAUGAGAUUGAUGAACAGUUAAACAAUUCGGGAACUGAAUCGACAUCAGAGGAAGGUGAUGAAUCACUGCUAGUUACCGUAGUUCCAGUAAAAGCUAACAAAUCACCUGGAAGGAUGAAAAUAAGUUUUGAGGACCGAGAGAGAGAAAGAGAAGAACAAGAAAGAAGAAAGAUUGAAGAAGAAAAGCGACUGAGAUAUGAGCAGGAAAAGGAAGCCCUAAAGGAAGUCAAAUAUUUUUCACCAGAUGUGGAUGAAGAGGAAAGCUUUGAUAAUGAAACCAAUGAAGCUCCCUCUCCUGGUAAAGUUAAAUUAACAUUUGAAGAAUUGGAAAGACAAAGACAAGAGAAAGAGAAAAAGCAAGCAGAAGAGGAGGCAAGGCUUCGUUUGGAAGAGGAAAAACGCGCCUAUGAGGAAGCAAGGCAACAAAUGAGAAAUGAAGAAAAUGAAGACGAAGCUGAAAAUUCUGUCAAGGAGUUCCGUCCUGGAAAACUGAGACUAACAUUUGAGGAAAUAGAAAAACAAAGGCAAGAGGAGGAAAAAAGAAGAGCAGAGGAAGAGGCCCGGCGGCGUAUAGAAGAAGAGAAAAAAUCAUUUGCUGAGGCAAGAAAAAGCAUGGGGCCAGAUGAUGAACUUUCACUAAUGUCAAAAACUGCAUCUCAAGAAUCUCUGACGCCUGGAAAACUGGAUAUUAAUUUUGAAGAAUUACUGAGACAAAAAAUGGAAGAAGAAAAAAGACGCACAGAAGAAGAACGCCGACAAAAACUGGAACAAGAGAAGCAAGAAUAUGAACUGCUCAGACAAGAAAUGGGACAGGAGGAAGAGGAAUGUGAAACCUUUGAGCUAAGCAGCGAAUAUGAGGAACUGAUAAAGUUAAAAAGAAGUGGUUCAAUUCAACCAAAGAACCUAAAGAAAAAAUUUGAAAAAAUUGGACAAUUAUCUGAGGAAGAAACACAAAAAAAAAUCGAAGAAGAGAGAGCAAGGAGGAGAGCUAUGGAUCAAGAAAUAAAAGAAAGAGAAGCAGAGAAAUUUCAAGAGGAAGAAGAAGUUGAUGUGAAGCCUGCUGCAAAAUGUGAAGCUCCAUUCACACACAAAGUUAACAUGAAAGCUCGAUUUGAACAAAUGGCAAAAGCAAGAGAAGAGGAAGAACAGAGGAGAAUUGAAGAACAAAAGCUGCUACGUAUGCAAUUUGAACAGAAAGAAAUAGAUGCAGCAUUACAAAAGAAAAAAGAGGAAGAGGAAGACGAGGAAGGGAGUAUUGUUAAUGGCUCAGUGUAUGAAGAUGAAGAACAGCAAGCCCGUUCUGGUGCUCCAUGGUUCAAAAAGCCUCUUAAAAAUGUAUCUGUUGUGGACAGUGAACCAGUACGGUUUACUGUUAAAAUAACUGGUGAACCCAAGCCAGAAGUUACAUGGUGGUUUGAAGGGGAAAUGUUGCAAGACUGUGAGGAUUACCAAUACAUUGAAAGAGGAGAAACAUACUGCCUUUACUUACCAGAGACCUUCCCGGAAGAUGAAGGAGAAUAUAUGUGUAAAGCGGUAAACAGUAGAGGAACAGCCGCUAGCACUUGUAUUCUCACUAUUGAAAGUAAGAGAUAGCACUUCACAGGUUAUCAAGUCUUCAGUUCUUGUUCUCUGUUGAUCCUCUCUUAACUCAUCUUUCUUCUCUUCUCUUCCUUAGCUGAUGACUAUUAAAUAUCCUACCAUUUCUGGAGCCUUUCUUCCCUUCAUUCACUGCAUCUAUCUUUUUCUCCUGUGGUGGGGCCAAGAAGUUGUCUAUCAUUCCUCAAGUAGAAUACUUUUCAGACUGAAAUUCGGGCAAUAAAAGUUUGGGUCAUUUGACAUAUAGCAGUGCAAUCUACAAAUGAUGGCUGCUUAUUUAUGCUAUUGUACUGGUCCAUGUAAUGAUGUUC
Thamnophis elegans (Western terrestrial garter snake) is the source of this 3082-nucleotide messenger RNA. RefSeq names its product nexilin F-actin binding protein (gene NEXN). The record is from RefSeq and is a predicted model, not a curated record. Gene Ontology annotation, molecular function: cell-cell adhesion mediator activity. Gene Ontology annotation, cellular component: axon; plasma membrane. Gene Ontology annotation, biological process: homophilic cell-cell adhesion; axon guidance; dendrite self-avoidance. The transcript has 11 exons. Lineage: Eukaryota; Metazoa; Chordata; Lepidosauria; Squamata; Natricidae. The coding region runs from base 699 to 2768 and encodes 689 amino acids.